CACCGUAGAGCACAAACACGUGUGUAAUGUAAUAUGAUUCAUUUCAGCUUACGCGGAGUGAACAUAUAAAUUAAAACCAUAAGGGACCGAUGCUUUUGCCAAAAAGGUGAUAGCGCUGGUUUAUGUUGUCGACGGAGUCAUGGCUUCUGCGGAGCAGCGGUGUGUGUUUUCGCUGUGUGCGGAUGAGACGGUGACCGCUGGGCUUAGAGAGGUGUCUGGACUGCUGGGUCAUCCUGAACCUCCCCUGCUCUCUGCUAACACGUCCAGUGAGGAUGUUGGCUCAAUGAAAACUGCAUCCGCCGUUGAGGUGUCCGACAAGAUGUUCUGCUCGGCCUGUCGGUGUCAUUUUGAGAGUCGAGAGGAGCAGAUGGAGCAUUACAAACUUGACUGGCACCGCUUCAACCUGAGACAGCGGCUGGAAGGAAGAUCAGUGGUCACCGUGGAGGAGUUUGAGAAGAAGACUGGCACAGGUGACAUUUCAAGCAUUUCGGGUUCAGACUCAGACAGUGAGGAUGGGGAUCUUGGAGAUGAAGUGGGCCCUGAAGAGACAGACAGUGCUCUGGACACAGAUCAGUCCACAUGUCGACAUUCUACCAAAGCAGUCUUUCAAAACAUGCAGGGACAGUUCCUGUCAUUGUAUCGCUGUGUUCUGCAAAACAAAAAGGACAAUGAAGAAGACUUGGUUUCCUCUUUACUGAAAAUAUCAAAUAACACUGUUUGGGUCAUUCUGAUGACUGGCGGUGGACACUUUGCUGGAGCGGUUUUUAAGGGAAAAGAGAUUGUGCAGCAUAAGACGUUUCAUCGGUACACGGUGAGAGCGAAGCGAGGGACCGCACAGGGACUGAGGGACUCUCAGAACCGCAGCCACGCUCCUAAAUCUGCAGGGGCAGCCCUCAGACGUUACAACGAGGCAGCGCUGCACAAGGAUAUUCACGAUCUUCUAGAAAGCUGGGCUGAGUAUUUGAAGGAGGCAAGUGCCAUCUUCCUGCGAGCACCGAGUUACAAUAAGACCAUAUUUCUUGGAGGUCGUGGAGCACCACUGGACAAAAAAGAUCAGAGAGUCCGGGUACUUCCUUUUGCCACCCGUAGAGCAACAUUUAGAGAAAUACAGCACGUUUUUGAUCUCCUUUCAACUCUACACGUUUAUCAAAAGGACACUGAAAUCUCCAGUAUUUUCAGUCUUUCAAAGAGAGUGUGGAAGAAGAAAACUCCUAAACCUGUUAGUCAUCCAGUCCCAAACAUCAAUGUGCCUACAGAUGGAGAAGAGGGUAAAGAAGAAAGUUCAGGGGAGGAAGACUCAGGAAUGCUAGAGACAGUGGAGGAGACACUGGGAACUCUGGACCUCAGAGAACAUGAGGUGCAGCUUAAUAAGAAGAAAAGGAGGAAACGGAAAGAGAAGAGAGAAGAUUCGAGCAACAGAGAAAUAAUAACUGAAGAAAAGGUAGAUGAUAAACUACUGGAAGAAGGUGAACUGGAAGGUGAAGAUGACUCUAAAGAGACGCAGAGAAAGUCAAAGAGCAGGAGGAAACCGAAAGGCAAAAAACGUCAGCCAGAAGAAGAAAAAGUGGAUGAGUCUUGGGAAUAUAGUUUAAGGGACGCUCUCUACACCGCCUGUAAAACGGGGGACAUCCAAUCAUUACUCACCCUCCUGCAACUACCAGAGGACCAGGAAGAGGAAAAGGAUAGAGAAGAGAAGAACACCACCUCUAGGGUGUCAUGUCUUCUCAACAAGCCCAUAGACUCAGCAGGCUUUACUUUACUGCAUGUGGCAUCAGCAGCUGGACAGAAAUCAGUCAUCAGACUGUUAAUGGAUGAAGGGAGUGAUCCAGCUAACAAGGAUAAGAAAGGACAGACUCCAUAUGGCGUUGCUCCUGAAAAAGAUACCCGCGACACAUUUAGAAAAUACAUGGCUGAACACCCUCAUAAGUAUGACUACACUAAAGCACAGGUGCCUGGACCACUGACUGAAGAAAUUGAGUCCAAAAAGGCAGAGAAGAAGAAAGCCCAAAAAGCAGCACGGAAACAGAGAGAGAAAGAGCAAAAAGAAGAGAAACUUAAGAAGCAGCAAGAAGAGGAGGAAAAGAGGAGGUUCAUAGCUCUUAGUGACAGAGAGAAGCGAGCUCUGGCUGCGGAGAGGAGAUUGGCUGAACAUAUGGCCACAACUGGAGUAUCACUCACUACCAUCAGGAGAUGCUUUCAGUGUGGAGAGUCAUUACUGGGGAAGAUUCCUUUUGAAUAUCUGGACUACUCUUUCUGUUCGCCUCGCUGUGUCCAAGCCCACCGCAAAGCCAAUGCAGCAGCCCGGCCCUGACCUCUCACCUCUCACAUCCUACCACACAGCAUUAGAGGACGUGAAGGUGUGGUGCCAUAUUGUGGACAUAUUUCAUUUUACAUGAUCUGGGAGUUGACUGGAUUUUACAAGAAACAUAUCAAGGAUUUCACAGUUAUCUUUGAAAUGACAAGACUAUGAUAGAUUACCUGAAAUCAGAGAAGAGAAUGAUUAAUAAGAUUGAUUCACAGAAAUCUUGAAUAUCUGUAAUUUAACAUGGCUACUCUGAUAUUGUAUUACUUUUCAACUCAAAUCAGGACACAGACCAACCACUGUGUUUCAAAAAAAGUUCUACAUCUUCAUGAGAUAAUAGCUCAUUAUAAGUCAUAGUUAAUUCAGAACUGUAAAGUAAAAUCAUGGCGUGUUUUAUGUUUUACAAUGUAAAACUCACACAUUUUUGGUAAAAAUGUUGUUGAAGUUUAUUCUUUUACAUUGUUUGGCAGCUGCUGCAGUUUUAGAUUGUACAAAUACAGUUGAAAUCAUCAUUGAUAUGAUUCUUUUGGUGUAAUACUGUUUCCAAACUAGCAUGAUUUAUGAUAAAGAAAAAAGGUAUAUGAUUGACAGCACAGAAUGCUACAGUCACUGAAAUUAA
Sinocyclocheilus anshuiensis is the source of this 2921-nucleotide messenger RNA. It is a transcript of the gene ankzf1, whose product is annotated as ankyrin repeat and zinc finger peptidyl tRNA hydrolase 1. Lineage: Eukaryota; Metazoa; Chordata; Actinopteri; Cypriniformes; Cyprinidae. Gene Ontology annotation, molecular function: protein binding. Bases 140 to 2311 code for a protein of 723 amino acids. Gene Ontology annotation, biological process: ERAD pathway. The transcript has 16 exons. The record is from RefSeq and is a predicted model, not a curated record.